Molecule: messenger RNA, 204 nt
Organism: Lactuca virosa
Lineage: Eukaryota; Viridiplantae; Streptophyta; Magnoliopsida; Asterales; Asteraceae
Source: the annotation of a GenBank genome assembly
AUGCAAAUACAAACUCCUCCACACCGUACACACCAACAUAUCAAGUUCCGACCUUUCGUACAACUGCAUCUUUCAGGAAUAAGACGAAGCCGGGAUAAGAGGCGUCAUCGUUACCGAAGACAUUUUCAAAAUUGCAUCUACUGUCAUCAGAUCGAACUCGUUAUCGACAUUUACCUGAUGAAAAUGGAGAAAUUCAAGUUCUGA